GAGGGGGUGUAACACUAUCCUGCACUCUGCGCUUACCUCAGCCUUUCAUUCACUGAGGAAGUUAGAUCGUCAGAGUUGGAGCGGCGCAGCACAAAACGCAAAGAUGAACAACACUGAAAUAAACAUGAGUGGCAUCAGCGGAAACACUGCUACUCUUCACCUGGAUGGCAUCCCUCCAGACAGGCUCAAAGAGGUAGUGAAACACUUGGAGCCUUUCCGUCUUUCCCUGGAGAAGCUGAAGGAAGUUUCUACUCGACUCCGGAAAGACAUGAUCCGAGGUCUGGGGAAACACACGCAUCACAGAGCGGCCGUCAAGAUGCUGCCCACCUUCGUAAGAGCAACACCGGACGGGACUGAGAAAGGAGACUUCCUGGCACUAGAUUUGGGUGGAACAAACUUUCGGGUGCUUCACGUCAGAGUGAUGGAGGAGGAGCAGAAAAUGGUGAAGAUGGACAGUCAGCUCUGUGCCAUCCCUCAAGAAAUCAUGUUGGGAACUGGAGAACAGCUGUUUGAUCACAUCGCAGCCUGUCUUAGUGAGUUCCUUGACUCUCAGAACCUGAAAGGACAGACUCUUCCAAUGGGUUUCACCUUCUCUUUUCCCUGUGAACAGAAAGAAAUCGACAAGAGCAUCCUGAUCCGCUGGACUAAAGGCUUCAACUGCUCUGGGGUGGAAGGAGAGGAUGUGGUGAAGCUACUUAAAGAGGCCAUCCACAGGAGAGGGGACUAUGACAUCAGUUCAGUUGCCAUGGUGAACGACACAGUGGGUACAAUGAUGAGUUGCGGAUACCGGGAUCAGACCUGCGAGAUUGGGAUGAUCAUUGGAACGGGAACCAACGCCUGCUACAUGGAGGAGAUGAAGAACGUGAAGCGUGUGGAGGGAGAGGACGGACAGAUGUGCAUCAACACAGAGUGGGGCGGCUUCGGAGACGACGGCUCCCUUGAAGACAUCCUGACGGAGUUUGACAAGGUGGUGGACAGGACUUCAAUCAACCCCGGAGUCCACACCUUUGAGAAGAUGAUCAGUGGAAUGUAUUUGGGGGAAAUCGUUCGGCUGGUGCUGAUGAAGCUGACUGAGAAGAAGCUGCUGUUUAAAGGGGAAGUGUCUGAGGCCCUGCGUACUAAAGAGACAUUUGAGACAAAGUUCAUCUCUAUGAUUGAGGAGCCAGACAGUGGUCUGGAAAAUGCCAAAAAGAUUCUGACUGAAUUGGGUCUGACAUGGGAUUUGGUUGACGCCCGUGUGGUGCGACUUGUCUGUGAGACCAUCUCCUCACGUUCUGCUCGUCUCUGUGCCGCUGCCUUGGCAACCAUCGUCGACCGUAUUCGUGCCAACCGAGGGCUGCCUCAUCUGAAGACUACAGUGGGAGUGGAUGGGACCGUCUACAAAAAACACCCCAAUUACAGUGACGAGCUCCAGAAAGCAAUGCACUUCCUUGCCCCCGAUUGCAAAAUCAAGUUUCUUGUCUCUGAGGACGGCAGUGGGAAAGGCGCUGCCAUGGUUACCGCUGUGGCUCAGCGGCUAGCUCUCCAGUCACGGCUGUUGGAGGAGAGCGAUGGCGAGGAAGAUGAAGAGGAAAAAGUGAGAAGCUAACUGAGCACAAUUUGGGACAAUUUCAUUGUUUAACACAUAUCUGAGAACUUGUAGAAAACCCUGCUGUACUUUGAUCAACUUGUGUUAUGCAAAAAGUGAUACUUCAGUAAGAAAUUGGCAGGUUGAUUUAUUAUUUUUGCUUCAAAUUUUAUGCCAAAAAUUUGGCAUAAAAGAUGCACAUUAACUAUACUAAUAAAUGUUGAUCCAAUAA
This is a messenger RNA of Xiphophorus maculatus (southern platyfish), 1799 nucleotides long. RefSeq names its product hexokinase-2. Gene Ontology annotation, molecular function: glucokinase activity; mannokinase activity; ATP binding. Lineage: Eukaryota; Metazoa; Chordata; Actinopteri; Cyprinodontiformes; Poeciliidae. Gene Ontology annotation, cellular component: mitochondrion; cytosol. The record is from RefSeq and is a predicted model, not a curated record. Gene Ontology annotation, biological process: glycolytic process; glucose 6-phosphate metabolic process; intracellular glucose homeostasis. The coding region runs from base 104 to 1588 and encodes 494 amino acids. The transcript has 11 exons.